CAAUUCAAUUAUUUGGCGGGUUCUCUAUGUUAUUUAUCCACUGUAACUGCGCUAUCGAUACUAUUGUACUGCUUUUACUCAGAACUAUUGAUAGCCUAUAGAUAAACUAUCGUUGGCAAUGCAACACUACUGUUUACAAAGUUUAUUACCAGUGUAUAAAGAAAACUAGGUACCUAAUUAGGUAGAUAGUAAAUAAACGCUUAUAAGUGUAGGUAUAUAUUCCUAGGUAGGUAGGUAGUAACUUUGUAGCUAAUACAACAAUAUGUCACCUACACGAGCAGCAGGCUUAGUAAUCUAUAGGAAAGUUAGCCAGGGUAUCCAGUUUUUGUUACUACAAACUUCGUAUGGCGAACAUCAUUGGACACCCCCAAAAGGUCAUGUUGACCCUGGUGAAUCAGACUGGGUAACAGCUCUCAGAGAAACUAAAGAAGAGGCUGGUUUCAGUGAAGUAGAUUUAGAAAUACACAAGGAUAUAUCAAAGACACUUGAUUACAAUGUGAAAGGAAAACCUAAAGCAGUGGUAUACUGGCUGGCUAAAUUGAAGAAUCCCAAUCAAGAAGUUAAACUAUCACAUGAACAUCAAGAUCUGAAGUGGUUGCCCUUACAACAGGCUCAGGAGAUAUCUGGAUAUGACGACAUGAAGCAAUUAUUGGCUGAAUUCAAUGAGAAAGCUUUAAAAUUAUAAUAGCUUAAGCCAGCGUGAAAAGUAUCUUAAUGUCCUCCAUUAUUUAAAUGUAUGUGAAUAAAAAGUGAGAUUUAUUAAAUACUAGCAACCUGUUCUGGCUUUACAACAUUUCAAACAGGAACAAAAGCAGUUCCCAACUUUCCGAGAUUAUCAAAUACAUAGAUAAAAUUACGAUAAACAAAGCGAGUUCGAUCCCCACACGGGCCUAAUUUUGUAUUUUUACAAUGUUUUUGGUGGGUUUUGAUGUUUUCACUACUUUUUAAGAUUAUAAAGUCCACCGAUUUUCGUUCUUAACCACUUUCAAAAAGAAGUGGUUCUCAGUUUGACCUGUAUGUAUGUAUGUUAUCGCGUUUUGCUGAACUGAUUUUGCUGCGGUUUUAAGAAAUUUUUGAAAGAGGUUUUCUUAAUUUUACCCGACUUCAAAAAAAAGGAUGUCGAUAAGAGGCUGUUCCCUUUUUACAAAAGUUAUAACAAUUUUUUUACCCACUACUUGUAAAUAAUUUGUAAAAUAUCGAAUGGCGAAUUAAAUAAAAACCAAUAUUCUACAAACAUAA
Messenger RNA from Amyelois transitella, 1239 nucleotides. It is a transcript of the gene Apf, whose product is annotated as bis(5'-nucleosyl)-tetraphosphatase [asymmetrical]. Bases 263 to 685 code for a protein of 140 amino acids. Gene Ontology annotation, molecular function: bis(5'-nucleosyl)-tetraphosphatase (asymmetrical) activity. Gene Ontology annotation, biological process: AMP biosynthetic process; ATP biosynthetic process. The transcript is spliced from 3 exons. Lineage: Eukaryota; Metazoa; Arthropoda; Insecta; Lepidoptera; Pyralidae. The record is from RefSeq and is a predicted model, not a curated record.